AUGAAAGAAAGGAAUAAGCUAGCAGAUCUCUUUACCUCAAUUUAUAGUCUGUGGAGAAACUCCGCGGGCAAGAGUUCGACCCUGGAAGUUGUUACUGGAUUUCCCUUUCCACGACAAGAUGGCCUGUAUACUGCGCUCAUGAUCAAUGUGUCCCUCAUUCCGCACUCAUCUCGCAGCCAGGAACGGAAAGAUCAAAUCUCGUCUUUCAACAGAGCACUCAAUUCGUUCUCAGAUCUUCCCGACGUUAUCGCAGCGGCGGGAGCAGUCUUGGGACUCAGUAGAAUCUCCGAUCAUGACGCUGGCCCGACAUUUGCACAAGAUGUGCUCCAAAUACGGGUUAAUGGACCGACGGGCUUGCAUUUGAGCGCCGUCGACCUACAGGGGAUCAUCCAGGUUCGAAGCGAAGAGCAGGCAGAUUCGGAUAUUGCGGCAGUACAUAGCCUCGUGGACUCAUAUAUGGCGAAUGGCCGAUCUAUCAUUCUUGCCGUAGUCUAUCUAAGCCGGAAAAAAAAUGCUAAUCAGCCCGUGAUGAGCAAGUGCAAGAAAUUUGACCCUUCGGGGGAACGCACGAUCGGGGUUAUCACGAAGCCGGACUUGAUCAACGACGGUGCUAAGGCUUGUAUCGCCCAACUUUCAAGGAAUGAAGAUACUACGAAGUUAGGGCUGGGGUUCUUUUUGCUCAAAAACCCUUCGCCGAAAGAGACACAACAGGCCCUGUCACUUGCGAUUCGAGAAGCCAUUGAACGUGACUUUUCAACCGCAGAACCGUGGAGUCGACAAGAUCUUAAUCCGUCGCGUCUUGGUAUCAACCAUCUAAGACGAUUUCUUCAGGAGCUCCUGGACAAACAUAUUGAAAGGGAGCUGCCCAAAGAAAAUUACAGCGACUUUGGAUUUCUCGGCACAUCAAGCGAUUCGGUCCCACUGACGCGAUUGAGAGCGAUUGUACAUGCCUCCAAUACGAUAUACUCGGAGAUGAUGAGGUCUAAAGGCGAACAGCGAAAAGUUGUGUCUUCAAUGGAAGCUGUCGAGAACGAAGACGCAUAUACAGACAGUGACGUGGACGAUGUCAGUGGUCAGCUCCUUGUCUCCGAGCGCGAAAUGAAAGCAUGGGUGAAGAAAGUCUACUUGAGUACUCGUGGCCGCCAGCUGCCCGGAGACUUUAACCAUGUCUUUCUGGCGGAACUGUUUCAUCUUCAGUCAAGUCGCUGGCUCGAGCUGACUCGUGGACAUUUGUCGAGUCUACACGAGUCGAUCGAGACUUUCAUGGACAUUGUGAUAUCUCAUAUUGCAGAAGAAAGUCACACCCGCAGCUCCCUUCGUCCAACAUACAACCACUACUAUACAGACAACAUCCAGAGGGCGCGCAAUGAUGCAGCUCGUAAGGCUUUAAAGAGAGCUAUGGACCAGACAACCGCAGAGGACUACGGCGGAAGGAUGCAUAUCAGUAACAGCAACAAAGAACUUCAGCGACUUCUCGCGUCUCUUCAAAGCCGGAUGGUGGUUAACAUGGACGAUCAAGCAUGUAAUGAAGCCCGUGAUGCACUGGAGGCAUAUUACAAGGUGGCACGCAAAAGAUUCUUCGAUAACGUUUGCCGGCAGGUCGUGGAGCGGCAUCUCAUAAGGAACCUAUGUUACGCGUUUUCGCCGGAGAAACUAGCUGGCUAUACAGACGACGAUCUCUAUGCGAUCGCCGGAGAGUUCAACGAAUGUGUGGAGAAGAGAGAGCGUCUGAAGCAGCUGAGUGCUGCGUUGAAAGAAGUGCUUGCCGAGCUUGUGCCUACCUUGAAGAGCUUGGAUCGAGAUUGGAUUAGAGAGAUGACAUAUGGCUUGACGGCAUGGAGUACAACCACACUGUGUGAGAAUCGCGUUUUACCAAUGAACUGA
This is a messenger RNA of Zasmidium cellare ATCC 36951, 1884 nucleotides long. RefSeq lists its product as uncharacterized. The transcript is spliced from 6 exons. NCBI's taxonomy places the organism in Eukaryota, Fungi, Ascomycota, Dothideomycetes, Mycosphaerellales, Mycosphaerellaceae. Gene Ontology annotation, cellular component: microtubule; cytoplasm; membrane. Gene Ontology annotation, molecular function: microtubule binding; GTP binding; GTPase activity. The record is from RefSeq and is a predicted model, not a curated record. The coding region runs from base 1 to 1884 and encodes 627 amino acids.